Bactrocera latifrons is the source of this 939-nucleotide messenger RNA. It is a transcript of the gene AANATL7, whose product is annotated as dopamine N-acetyltransferase. The coding region runs from base 222 to 863 and encodes 213 amino acids. Lineage: Eukaryota; Metazoa; Arthropoda; Insecta; Diptera; Tephritidae. The transcript has 4 exons. The record is from RefSeq and is a predicted model, not a curated record. Gene Ontology annotation, molecular function: N-acetyltransferase activity.
AAAAAAAUCAAAGAUUUUCUAUUCAAAUACAUUUUAUUGGAGAAAAAAUAAAUAAGUUAGAGAAAGUAUACAAUCAAGCGAGCUGGCGCAAAAGUAGUGGAAAAGUUUAAAAAACAAUUCUUAUUUUCCGACUCAAAGUGCCACAGCGCCUUCACGUGCGUCGCCACAAUAAACCGCCUCCAUCCUCUAGCACACGGAAACCCAUUAUUCCGCUAAGCAUUAUGGAAUACAAAUUAAUAACUGAGGACCGUUUCGACGAUGUCGUUGCACAUUUAAGUACCAAUUUCUUCGCCGAUGAGCCGUUGAAUAAGGCGGCGGGUCUAUGUCGACGCGGGGAGGGUCAUCGAGAAUUGGAGCAGCUUUGCUAUGAGACACUUAAGGAUAAUUUGAGCUUAAUGGCUGUGAACGAGAAUAACGAUAUCGCUGGUGUGCUGCUCAACGGUGUUGUCUAUCCGCAAGAUAUCCUGCAAGCUCACGAGCGUAUCGAAAACAGUGAUGAUGAACGCUAUAAGAAAAUAUUUCGUUUAUUAAAUGAGCAUAAUCUGCGCGCAAAUAUAUUUGGAAAUUUCAAUGUAGCACGUGCCUUUGAGGUGCGUAUGCUUUCGGUGGAUGGACGCUUUCGUGGACAGGGUAUUGCUAAAGAGCUAGUGCGGCGUAGCGAGACAAUUGCAAGGGAUUUUGAAUUUAAGCUCAUGAAAGCCGAUGCAACAGGAAUUUUCUCACAAAAAAUUCUGAAAUCAAAUGGUUUCAAGGUAUUGAGCGAAUUCUACUAUGAUAAGUAUACAGAUGAAUUUGGUAAGCCCAUAUUGUUGGUGGAGGCACCGCACAUUAAAUUGCAGCUGCUAUACAAACUGUUGGAAUAAGGUGCAUAUAACAGGUAUGAAAAAACUAGAUGAGUAUAAAGUGCAAGAAAAUUAAUAAAAAAAAAUAUAGUUAUAA